AUGUUCGUCUGCGCGAUGAUCAGUGCUGAUGGUUUUCAUUGCUUCAAUAGUGGGGACAUAUCGGUCUCAUGUUCAUCAUUUACCUCUUCGUUCCCGAGUCGCCUGCUUGGUGCGCUACCCAUGAUCAUCGCGAGAGGGGAAAGCGAUUGUUGCAAAAGAUCUACGGUGGCAACGCAGGGUACGAUGCGGAUCGACAGUACGAGAUCUUGUACCAGACGGUACAUGUACCAGACGGUACAACACGAAAAACAGCUGGCCAUCGAGAACAAGAGACAGAGUUGGUGGAACAUCUUCCGAGGCGUGGAUGGGUUGCGAACCAUCAUCAGCAUGUUCGCUUUGCUGUCUCAACAAUUCCUUGGACUAUCUCUGUUCUACACAUACAGUUCCUAUUUCUUCAGUAUCGCGGGACUUGAAGAUCCGUUCCAGGCUACCGUCAUCACCAACGCUGUCCAACUGGCUAUCAUCCUCUUGGUCGUCGCUUCGGUCGACAAGUUGGGCCGAAGGAACAUCUGUUGCAGUGGUUUGACGAUCCUUUGGUUCUCGAACGUCGCGGUCGGUAUCCUCGGACUCGUUGAAACUAACAAAGCGACAUCAAGUCUUUUGGUCACUUUCUCCUGUAUUUGGGUCGUCGGCUUGCAAAUGUCGGGCUCGACGGGUUGGGGUUAUGUUGGAGAGACUUCGGCUCAACGUCUUCGUGCUUAUACCGCUGGGUUCUCGGCUGCCAUCUCCGUUGUAGCGGGUAUCGUUAUGAGCGUACUAGUCCCGUACAUGCUCAACGAAAACGAGUGGAACUGGAAUCUUAAGACCGCUUGGUUCUACGCGGGUGUGGGUCUGCCCUUCGUCAUCGCAUCCUGGUUCUUGAUUCCGGAGACGGCCAGGCGGAGUGCUGCUGAGCUGGACGAGUUGUUCGAAGCCAAGGUCAAACCUUGGAGGUUCCACAAGACCGAAACGUCGACACAGAAAGCCUACAAGGCCCAGCACGCUACGGACGAUUCUUGAUUGGCCGACGCGAAGCUACCUACCGGUGGUUAUUCGUUCGGGCGAGCCUGCAGACCGACACAGCUACCAGCAAGCGCAAGGUAGUCUUUGAGUUGGCAUUACCAUCACUGCACGAAUUUGUAGUUGUACGAAUAAUAGGGUCCGCUUAA
Filobasidium floriforme is the source of this 1148-nucleotide messenger RNA. RefSeq lists its product as uncharacterized. Gene Ontology annotation, molecular function: carbohydrate:proton symporter activity. The record is from RefSeq and is a predicted model, not a curated record. The transcript is spliced from 8 exons. Gene Ontology annotation, biological process: carbohydrate transport; transmembrane transport. Lineage: Eukaryota; Fungi; Basidiomycota; Tremellomycetes; Filobasidiales; Filobasidiaceae. The coding region runs from base 1 to 999 and encodes 332 amino acids. Gene Ontology annotation, cellular component: membrane.